Molecule: messenger RNA, 1268 nt
Organism: Fusarium redolens
Lineage: Eukaryota; Fungi; Ascomycota; Sordariomycetes; Hypocreales; Nectriaceae
Exons: 1
Biological process (GO): alcohol metabolic process
Molecular function (GO): alcohol dehydrogenase (NADP+) activity
Source: RefSeq, a predicted model, not a curated record
AUACAAUCUUUUUGCUUUUACAUUACAGUAAAUCUCUUCGAAAUAUACAAAAUGUCUACCGAUUACGAAUUCAAGGGCUGGCUUGGCCGUGAUCCCGACUCCGUCAAUGGAAAGAUGGAGUGGGAUACCUUCGAGCCCAAGAAGUGGGAGGAGAACGACGUCGAUAUCAAGAUCACACACUGCGGUAUCUGCGGUUCUGAUCUUCACACUCUUCGCUCCGGCUGGGGCGAGACACCUUUCCGUAAGUCAUCUCACAAUGCUUCAACCAAUACAGACGAUGGAGCAAAUACUGAUGACUAGCAGCCUGCUGUGUCGGUCACGAAAUCGUCGGCAAGGCAGUCCGCGUCGGCUCCAACGUAACCAACAUCAAAGUCGGCGACAGAGUCGGUGUAGGCGCCCAGGCCCGCAGCUGUCUCCGCGACGACUGCUCCGAGUGCUCCGCCGGUCGCCUGAACUACUGUCCCAAGAUGGUCAGCACCUACGGCUCCAUCUACCCCGACGACAUUGGAAAGUCAUACGGUGGAUACGCAGACUACAACCGCACUGAUUCUCGCUUCGUCGUAAAGAUACCAGAGAGUCUUCCCUCAGAAUACGCUGCGCCCAUGCUCUGCGGUGGUGUCACUGUGUAUGCACCCCUUCGUAACAAUGGCUGCGGUCCUGGAAAGACUGUUGGUAUCGUCGGUGUAGGCGGUCUAGGCCACUUUGGCGUUCUUUUCGCCAAAGCUCUCGGCGCCGAUAAAGUCAUUGGUAUUUCUCGCAAGGCCUCCAAGAAGGAGGAAGUCCUCGCUCUCGGCGCAGACGCUUACAUAGCCACCGACGACGACGAGGACUGGGCCAACAAGAACGCCAAGACCAUCGAUCUCAUGAUCUGCACUGUCUCAAGCAGCAAGAUGCCUUACAGCGAUUACUUCAAGCUUCUGCGCCACGGCGCCGACUUUGUGCAAGUCGGUGCUCCUGACUCUGGUGAACUGCCCCCCAUCAAUGCGUUCAACCUCAUCAUGGGCCAGUUCAAGCUCAGUGGAAGUUUGAUUGGGUCGCCGAAGGAUAUCGAGGAGAUGCUGCAGCUUGCUGUUGAGAAGAAUGUUAAGCCCUGGGUUGAGAAGAGGCCCAUGGAGGAUGCGAACCAGGCCGUUGUUGAUAUGGAAAAUGGAAAGGCGCGAUACCGAUAUGUUUUGGUUAACCAGAAGAACAUUGAUUAAUUAGCGGGACGGAAAUGAUAGAGAUAGACUGUAUAUAAGAUAUGAAUGAACAAUAGAAUAAUCUUGAAC